AUGCUGCACCUCAAUGCUUUAUCCAACUCACAACGACAACAAAUAAGGAAUGCUUUUGCUUUAUUGGAUGGCGAAUCAAAGGACUCUCUAAUCACUAAAGAAGAUUUGAAAAAGAUGUACUCUAACCUAGGGCUUAAACAACCCUCAGAAUCUGAAAUUGAAACCAUGUUUACCAUUGAUAAUGUCAAUUAUUCCGACAAGGGUAUAUCAUUUACACAGUUUCUGAAUAUUCUUGCCAAAGAGUUUCUGUUGAUUGAAGAUAGAUCGUCGAUAUAUGAGGCUUUGCAAGUCUUCCUGGCAAAGGGAAACUACAAAUCCUUCAAGGAUGAGUUGCAAAUUGAUCUUGACGACUUAAAAGAUGCUUGUUGCUCAGUGCGAACGGGUGAUGGGAAUCGCCUAUCACGCUCUACAUUUGACGAACUGGUAAAGGGAUUCGUUCUGGAAACAAUAGAUGGUAAAAAGGUAUUUCUAGCAUCGAAAUGGAUGUCAGCGUACAUUGAUUAG
This is a messenger RNA of Lodderomyces parapsilosis, 504 nucleotides long. RefSeq lists its product as uncharacterized. Gene Ontology annotation, biological process: mitotic cytokinesis; actomyosin structure organization. Lineage: Eukaryota; Fungi; Ascomycota; Pichiomycetes; Serinales; Debaryomycetaceae. The coding region runs from base 1 to 504 and encodes 167 amino acids. Gene Ontology annotation, cellular component: myosin II complex; cytoplasm. The transcript has a single exon. The record is from RefSeq and is a predicted model, not a curated record. Gene Ontology annotation, molecular function: calcium ion binding; cytoskeletal motor regulator activity; myosin heavy chain binding.